Molecule: messenger RNA, 948 nt
Organism: Linum tenue
Lineage: Eukaryota; Viridiplantae; Streptophyta; Magnoliopsida; Malpighiales; Linaceae
Source: the annotation of a GenBank genome assembly
AUGAUGAACAAACAGAAAAGGGUUACUUCAUAUUUUCAAAGAAGUGUGUUACCAAAAAGGGAUGCUGGUCUAGAAGGAGUACAUGGUGCUUUGAACUCGACAGUUGAGGAGGAGUCUCCUAUUAUUAUUGAGAAUCAGAAUGUGAAUGAGGAGUCUCCUAUCAAUUUGAGAGUUGACAAUUCAUCAUCUGAUUCUCUAGAACGAGAUCCUGGAUUACGUCAACCAAUAUGGACAUAUCCAGUUAAUAGGCGUGAUGAGAUAAGAAGGGAUUAUUGGAGUGCUGGCCCUUACCAAGUUGUACUUCCUAAGUUUCCUAAAUCUGGGCCUCCUGGAGAUCUUCGACCCUUUCAAAGUUCAUGGUACUAUGAAUUCUCUUGGCUUGAAUAUUCAGAAGCACAGGAUGCUGCAUAUUGUCUUCCAUGCUAUCUUUUUACAGAAAAGCCAAAUGCUCAAUUUGGCAGAGACACAUUUGCAAACGAGGGCUUCCAGAAUUGGAAAAAGAUAGAAGAAAUACGAGCAAGGUUCGAUGACAAAGUACUUGAACUCCUGAAGCUUAGCUCGAGUUUGGAUCCUCGGGAUGGAAGAAGAAGCCAGCGACUGAAGGUCUACAGCGACAAUCAUCAAUCGGUGAACUUUCUGCAGCUUCGGGAUCGUUUGAAGGACGAGGUGCAGCGAUUCUCCUUGUCAACGAUUGAGCCAGGCAUGGCUCCGAGAAGAAGGAACAACGACAAUGCAGUACCUAGGACUUACACUUUUUGGGAUUCCAGACACGAUGAACCAUUUCUUCGAUGCCUGCUAGAGCUGACAGAGAAGGGCCAGAUAGAGGAUGGUACAUGUAAGAAUGGAGUAUUUAAGGAGAUCGAGCGGAUGAUGGAAAAGUUGGUGCCUGGAUGUGGUUUGAAGGCAAAGGGGGCUGUUAAGACUAGGGUGAAGAAGCUGAAGCACUGA